Messenger RNA from Sordaria macrospora k-hell, 153 nucleotides. NCBI's taxonomy places the organism in Eukaryota, Fungi, Ascomycota, Sordariomycetes, Sordariales, Sordariaceae. The record is from RefSeq and is a predicted model, not a curated record.
AUGGAAAGUCAGGACUGCUCAACAGGCCUGAGUUGUGGUCUUACGGCAACUGAUUUCGGCAAUGAUUUGGGCGCCGGUGUUGGCCAAGUAUGUGUACUACAACAUUUCCGGCGUACCAAGUGGGUUUGCAGGAAGGAUGUUAAAAUGGUAUAA